AUGCUGUCAGAAGCUCUGGCUCAGUGCGAAGUUGAUCUGGUGGUUAGUGCUGGCGGGAGCCACUUUUGCGUCCGAUCAAGCGCCAAGCCGCACCGAAGGAGACGGGUUGAAGGUCAACUGGAGUCAGUUGAGCUUCACUUUACUACCGGCACUGAUCGGAGUCACUCAAUUGAACAGAUCCAUGCGCAUCUGCCUGAAGUCGAUCUGAACUGA
Messenger RNA from Protopolystoma xenopodis, 213 nucleotides. NCBI's taxonomy places the organism in Eukaryota, Metazoa, Platyhelminthes, Monogenea, Polystomatidea, Polystomatidae. The record is from the annotation of a GenBank genome assembly.